Molecule: messenger RNA, 1845 nt
Organism: Harmonia axyridis
Lineage: Eukaryota; Metazoa; Arthropoda; Insecta; Coleoptera; Coccinellidae
Product: solute carrier family 46 member 3-like
Exons: 5
Coding region: 183-1721 (512 amino acids)
Biological process (GO): transmembrane transport
Cellular component (GO): membrane
Molecular function (GO): transmembrane transporter activity
Source: RefSeq, a predicted model, not a curated record
UUUGAAUAUCGAUAAGAGAUGUAUUAUUACAAGAAAUCUGCAAUAUUAUUGAGACUGUUCAAUUGUAGUCUCUUGAGUGAUGUAUGUGGUUUGAUGAAAGUAAUAUGAUUUCUCUUCAUAAAGAGAAUUAGUGAAUUAGAAUUGACUAUUUAUGAACAAAAGGUGAAAAUUUUUGAUUCGAAAUGUCUAUACCAAAUUUAACGAGUGCCUACAGUGUGGAAUUCUUGGCAAGAAAACCAGAAAACGAAGAAAAAUGGACACUUGGGCGAAAACUCAAAUAUAUCGUCAAUAAUAUAACGGUAGAACCGUUACUAUUUCUUCUUCUGGUACCCUCAGCGAUGAACAACUUAACAACGCUGAAUCUCAACUUAGAAAAGGCUUGUAGAAUCAACUUACAUUACAACAGUUCAGUUUGUGAUGCUCUGGCGAUGAGAGAUAAAUCUGGCUAUGAAACCUACCAUGAAGAAGAAGUACAAAAACUUGUAUCACAAAUGACAACAAUUAAAAUGAUUAUUGUGGGAUCUUAUCCUACUCUUCUGAUGCUUUUCGUAGGUUCUUGGAGUGAUAGGCAUGGACGUAGAAAGCCUUUGAUUUUGAUGCCGAUAUUCGGUGAUUUGGUAUCGACAAUUUGUCUCUAUUUCUGUGCCUAUUACUUUUUAGACCUGUCUAUUGAGUGGACUAUGAUGGCAGAAACAAUACCAUUUGCUCUAUGUGGAACCUGGACUUGCGAAUUCUUAGGUUUAUAUACAUAUGUAAGCGGUUUAUGUAAAGAUGAAGAGAGAACUGUGAGGAUUGGAGCUGUCACUGUCUGUCAAAUCAUUUCAUUAACUCUUGGAAUGAUGUUAAGCGGAGUUAUGAUAAAUGUGUUAGGUUAUAAAGGCGUCUAUGUGUUAUCUUCCGUUCUCUUAACAUUAUCUUUUAUAUAUGGUGUUGUCAUGGUUAAAGAGUCAAAUAUACAGACUGACAAGGAAAAAGCAAACGCUGAAAAUUCAAUCAAAGAAUUUUUCUCUACAAAACACAUAGUUAGUACAUUCAAGGUAUGUUUCAAGAACGGUGCUGACAAUAGAAGAUCGAAAAUGACAGUAUUGAUGCUACUGUCUUUUAUGGUUAUGGGACCUCUUUUCGGUGAAUAUUCUGUCGUCUAUAUUUAUACCAGAUUAAAGUUCAAGUGGAGUGAAAUAGACUUCAGUAUUUACAGUACAGUUCAUUCUAUUGUCCAAGUCAUCGGUGGUUCCAUCGCACUGUCAUUUUUCUCGAAAUAUUUGGGUUGUGAUGAUGCCACAUUGGGUAUUAUAGCCACGAUCACCAAGAUUUGUGCAUGUAUCAUUUAUGCAUUCGCUCCAUCGACUCUUAUUUUUUACGUUGGUGCCUUCGCUGAAAUAUUCCACAGCACAUGCCACAUUGCCAUGAGAUCAAUUAUGGCGAAACUGGUGCCUCCUCAGGAAUUGGGACAAACGAAUUCAAUAUUCGCAAUAUUUGAAUCAAUAACACCCCUUUUAUUUGGACCUCUCUACAACAAAGUGUACAAAGAAACGAUUAAUACCUUUCCUGGGUCUUUUUACAUCGUUACUGUUAGCUUAAACUUCGUCACUCUCUUUCUGUUCAUAUGGAUGUACAGAGCAAACAAAAAUGAUGGAAAUAAAAAUUCUGAACAAUAUGAAGCGGUGAAACAAGAAAGUAUGCUGCAGGUGAAAGAAAAACCUGACUCCCAUGGAGAUUGAAUUGGGGAAGAAAAACGUGUCGCUGUGAUAUAUCAAAUAAUAGAUUAUAAGUCUAGAUUCCACAUGAAAGUUCAUUAUUUACACCUUCAGAUGUUACUUCAUUUAAUAAAAAUAUUCAACUUAA